ACAGAGCUCGCUCCGCCAGCAAUCCCGCCAGCUCUCCUGCUCCAGGCCCCGCCGCCCCGACCGUCUGAGCCGAGCCCCAUGGCCCGCGCCGCCACCGCCACCGCCUCCUGCGCUCCCCGGCUCCUCCGGGCCGCGCUGCUGCUCCUUCUCCUGGUCGCCGCCACCCGGCACGCGGCAGGGGCGCCCGUGGUCAGUGAACUGCGCUGCCAGUGCUUGCAGACCGUGCAGGGGAUUCAUCUCAAGAACAUCCAGAGCGUGAAGGUGACGCCGGCGGGCUCCCACUGCGCCCAAACCGAAGUCAUAGCCACUCUCAAGAAUGGACAGGAAACUUGUCUCAAUCCUGAAGCCCCCAUGGUUAAGAAAAUGAUCGAAAAGAUGCUAAAGAAGGGCAGCGCCAACUAACCUGGAGAAAAGGAGGAAGUGUACUGGUUGCUGUUGGCAGCCUUAAAGAAGAGAAACAAAUAGUUCUCGGGGUCACCUGGACUGUGUUUAAUGUGUUUGUUUCUUAUGAGAGUUCUUCUAUUUAUUUACAUAAGUAUUUAUUUAUUUAUUUUUCAAAGCUUGUAUAUUAACAUUCUAAUAUUUAAAGAUUUGAAUGUUUGCUGGUUCACUGUACUGUGUGAAAAGGUUAUUUUCACGUUAAAUCAAAGUUAGUUCACUCCUGACUAUUAAUUUGCAGAUCAUGCAUUUUAAAUGUUGAAGAACAUUUAUUAAACUAAUAUUUUGAGGGAGGGGUUGAGGGGGGAGACCACACUAUAUGUGCACUGUGAUAAAGGCUGGGGAUAAAUAAUGGGAGAGAUCCAAGUAAAUAGAUCACUGUUCAGGUAGGGGAAUGUAUGUGUAUAUCUAUUUUUGUACUGUUGAGAAGAACGUCAGUUGUUAUUUAUUGUAGCAAUUUCAGUAUGUGGUCAACAUGUCUGAUGUUGAAGCUUUAAAAACUACGAUGUUCUAAAUAUCCCUUGGACAUUUUAUGUCUUCCUUGUAAGGCAUAAUGCCUUGUUUAGCGUUAAUUAUGCAGUAUUUCUCUAUGUCUUGAAAUAGAGAAGUUUAAAUAUUUAUUGAUGUAUUUUUACAAAUACCAUGAAAAUAAAGCUUUUCACAAACA
Molecule: messenger RNA, 1105 nt
Organism: Equus caballus (horse)
Lineage: Eukaryota; Metazoa; Chordata; Mammalia; Perissodactyla; Equidae
Gene: CXCL1
Product: chemokine (C-X-C motif) ligand 1 (melanoma growth stimulating activity, alpha)
Biological process (GO): chemotaxis; immune response; defense response
Cellular component (GO): extracellular region
Molecular function (GO): chemokine activity
Source: RefSeq, marked validated